GCUGAGAUCACAUAGAAAGGAGCUUUAGAGUACCAUCCUCAGCGCCGCCCGCGUUUUGUCGGGGCUGAGCCCCCAGGGGCAGUUAAGCAUAGAACGAUGUCAGGAUUCCAAAAACAGCCGGUGAAGCAGGUCGUAGGCUUUCAUGUAGAAGGCGCGACGCCAUCGCCCACUCAGCCGUCCCUUUUGCAAGGGACCAUGACGGCCGGCUCGCCCACGCCAGUGAUCAUCCCACCGACGUUUCAGAGGGAGUCGUCGCACGGAUCACGCCCCUCCGUAACUACAGACGCGGCGCCUCGUGCUCUGGACUCGACUACGUCAGGUGGGGUGCCGGCUUCAGGAGCGCAAGCCCCUGGACCUCAGCAAGCAGCAAACGAAGCUGGAUUCGCGCCUGUUGCAUCCUCCGUGCGGGCGGUCCCGCCGUCAACGUCUGCCCCUCGCCCCAUCCAGCACCCUGAUAAGGCGGAGGCUUCUCAUGCAGGUCUCAUCAAGGUGGCCUCGCAACUCAGCAUGGCGUCGGAGGCAUCCAUGACGUCAUCGGGCAUGUUCUCUUUAGAGACGACGUCACGCUUGACGCCAUCACCGCACCUACCGCAGCAGCAGCAGCAGCAGCCCGCCUUCCCAGCAGCCCACGCUGGCAAUUCUGCCGCGCAGCAGCAGCCAGCGCAGCAGCAGCAUGUGCACCCGCACCCUGCGGCCCAGCCGCAGGCCGGAGCCAGCCAGGCGGAUGCGGCGAGCAAGGCGGGCAAGUCCCAGAAGGAGAUGACUAAGGCGGAGCGGCGAGCGCUGCAGGAGAGUCAGCGGGCUGCCAAAGCGGCGCAAAAGACCGGCGGCGGGGGUGGUGGUGGUGGCGGGGGUGCGCCGGAGAAGGGCAAGAGCAGCGCGGCAGCAGCGGAUGCGGGCGCAGCGGCUGGUCGGGGUGGUCGAGGAGGGCAGGCAGGCGGGGACGCUAAGCCCAGCAGCAGCAAGGCCGCACCAGCAGCAGGCGCAGCAAGGGCUGAUGGCGAGCGACGCACCGACAAUGCUGGGGGGGCUGGUGCCGCGGGUGCCGGCGCGGCAGCGUCGGCUGCGGGCCCGGCAGGCGAGGGUGCGAGCGGGGCUGCGGCCGCAGCGGCUAAGAAGAAGAAGGACCCCAAGGCCGUGUCGCUCAACUCCACUGAGCUGUUCGCGCACCUGCAGCAGUACAAGCGAAUCACCGUCUCCAGCCUGCUGCAGCAGCCCGCCACUGCCAACAUCCACUCCGCCAUCCUGCAGCUGGGGCUGCGGUAUGCGGAUGGGUCCAUCCGCGGCGCCAAUGCGCGGUGCCUUGCCAUGCUCAAUGCGUUUUGCCAGGUCAUCCGCGACUACACCACCCCCGAGGGCAAGGAGCUGUCCCGCGACCUGCUCCGGCAGCUGAACGAGUACGUGAACUUCCUGGUGGUGUGCCGCCCGCUCAGCGUGGGCAUGGGCAACGCCAUCCGCCACCUCAAGCUGCGCAUCUCCACCAUCCCGCCCGACACACCCGAGGCGGAGGCCAAGGAGCUGCUGGAGCAGGAGAUCGCGGACUACAUCAACGUGCGCAUCGACAGUGCCGACAAGCAGCUGGUCAACUACGCCAUGGCAAAGGUGGAGGCGCAGGGUGACGUCAUCCUCACCUUCGCCGCUUCGCAUGUCGUACAGCGGGCGCUGGUGGAGGCAGCGCGCGCCGGCAAGUCCUUCCGCGUGGUGGUCAUGGACUCGCGGCCGGAGCUGGAGGGGCGCUCCACGCUGGCUCGGCUGCUGGCGGCGGGCAUCCCCUGCACCUACGUGCACCUCAAUGCGGCGUCGUACAUCAUCCGGGAGGUCACCAAGGUGUUCCUGGGCGCGGCUGCCGUGCUGUCUAACGGCACUGUGCUGUCGCGCGCCGGCACCGCCGCGGUGGCCAUGAUGGCGCACGCGCACAACAAGCCGGUGAUGAUCUGCUGCGAGACGCACAAGUUUAAUGAGCGUGUGCAGCUGGACAGCAUCACACACAACGAGCUGGGAGACCCGGAGGCGCUGGCGGCGGUGCCGGGCAAGCCGGAGAUCAAUGCGCUAGAGGGGUGGAGCGAGCACCCCCGGCUGCGGCUGCUGAACCUCAAGUACGAUGUCAUGCCGGCAGAGUACGUGACGAUGGUGGUGACGGAGUUCGGCAUGGUGCCGCCCACCUCCGUGCCCGUCAUCUUGCGCGAGUUCCGGCAGAGCGAGCAGACCGUAUCGGGUCCCUUCUAACCGGUUGACAGGGAAGGAGGUCGCAGCGCAGCCGUGCGGGAAGAACCACAAAUCGUUUGUGGGCCUGUCGGGUGGAUGUUGUUGGACUGAGUAGCUUGCAGCGUUUCGUUUGGAGGGAGAGCUUUUAUGCGACAUCGCACGCUACGCGUAAGCACUGUUAUCUUAUGCAUGGCAGGUUUUUGCAGGUGUAGAUAUCGUAAUGGAGCUCCACGGUGGCCACGGCUCUGCUGCUGUCACAGCUGAUGGGUAGUUGCGUCGUCAACUGGUUUGUUAGUCUCCGUAGCUCCGCAUGUCUCCGUAGCUCCGUUUGUUUCAGUGCUGCUUAUCCACAGUCUACGUUUGGGUAGAAGAAACAACGGCUUUGGGUUCGGGUUGUGACCAAAGACGGCAUGGCUGCCAGGAUGACAGUUAGUGUUUGGCUUCCGAAUUGAGCCAAGACACAGAAUUACAAAGGUGCUCAAGCCAACUUUCCUUUUGUAAGUUUGAGGCUCG
Molecule: messenger RNA, 2718 nt
Organism: Astrephomene gubernaculifera
Lineage: Eukaryota; Viridiplantae; Chlorophyta; Chlorophyceae; Chlamydomonadales; Astrephomenaceae
Source: the annotation of a GenBank genome assembly